GAUUGGAAUUGAUGUUAGCAAACAUGGCGUCGUCGCCAAUUUCUGGCUGAAUUUUUUGUUGUCAAAAGAAACUGUGCGGAAAAUGUUGCAAUAAAAUCGUGCGAAAUGUGAAUUGUAUAUUAAAUAAAUAAGUGCAAUAAAACGAGAGUGACUAGCAAACAAUAUCGGAUAGACGGAGUGCUGCAAUGGCUGCGGCUGCUGCAGCAAUGCCAGCUGCAAACACAACAACAACAGCAGCAACAACAACGCCAACACCUGCAAAUCCGAAUGCACCUGCAAUCAACGCAUCGUCGAGCAGCAGCAGCAACGCGGCACAGUUUCGGGAAAUUCAUAAAAAUACAUGGCUGAAAAGACUGACGGCCGAUGGCAAGAAAUUAACCGUUGGCCCAAAGAAAUCUGAGUGCAGUUGGGUGGUAUUCUGUGUGCACGACGACACCGAUGCCCUACUCGAAGGUUACGCGGAACCACGUCAAGCGGCCGCACACAUGCCUGAAUGGGCGGUUUCGCUGCGGGAUACGCUGCAUAUAUCACACGCCCUCAUUCCCAAUUCGCACGAGUUCGAGUUUGUUGUAACGCUCAGCAAUGAAGUGUUGCGCUUUCAUGCGGUGUCAUGGGAGAUUAUGCAAGAAUGGGUGGAAACGUUGCGUUCCAAGCUGCGUGAAAUGAAGAUCCUUUCACCACGUGAAAACCUCUACACAAAGUUACCUGAAGUGCGCGCUCCAUUGCUGCCAACGCGCGAUCCCACAUCACCGUUGCCCGCACCUCCGCCAGUUCCCGCGGCCAUUGUGCCCGGCGUAGAGCGUAUUCCGGCUCAUCAGCAUCAACAGCAGCAACAGCAGCACGACAACAACACGUCCAGAACAGCAGCAGCGAGUACUAUAACUACUUCAAGUGCUCCCUCGUCCGUUGCGGCGCAAGUCAUUGAAGCCGUCGCCACAACAACAACUACAGUAACACCUCCAACCACAGCCAUGUCUAAUACAUUAACUCAGCAUUUGUUAAAUAUGCUGUCAGAUCCCAUUAGCACAUACAGCGAACAAAUAAGCGAAAGUCUAACGCCAACUGCCGUCGAGGAGCUGGACGAGGAAGCCAGUGCAACAGCUGCCACAGAGCCACAAAACGUGACUGCCUCAGAUAACAUUCUGUCGGACGAUGAGUUUCUGUCACCCAUACUGCGAAAUGGAGUGCGAGUCGAUGUUGCUGCUGCUUCUGCUCAGCGCAUAUCAGCUGAUCAAAUCAUGAAUUUCGAACAAAUGUUGCAAUGCGAACGUCUUAUUCCCAGACCACAAACUUCACGUUCCAUGUCAGCAGGUGCUGCUGAUAAAACAAAGAGGCCACUACGGAAAUCACCACAGCCGAAAACUCAACAGGCUGCCACUAACUCAACUGCCGUGGAAGAGACGGCAGACAACAAUAUAACAAUAAUACAAGUUUCCAAUACGAAUGCCGAGAUAAUGCAACCGCCCGAAUUGCCGCCCAAGAAUAAAGUUGUUGCGGAUAUUUUUCGUUUUCCUGAGAUUAAUUCAAAGACCAAGAUGAAAAAUUCGUUGCAGUCGCAGCAAAAACUACAAAACGAUUACAAGAGUAACGUACAAAUCAUUCCGUCCAAUUCCGUCGUCAAUUCAAAUACGAUACAGGUGCUGAGCCAACCCAGCAGUAGCGGCAGUGUCAGCAAUGGCAGCAGCUGUAAUCCCUAUACAAUACCAUUGAAACCCAAUGCUUCCAAUGCGACAACCACUCAAACUGCGUCCAAUACAACAACUGUUCAGGUGCUAGCCGAUGGUGAGGCAAGGGCAACAGCGACAGCGACAACCACUGUGGCUGUCUAUGGCACAUGUUAUCCCACAGCCAGCGCUAGUGUCCUACCGAGUGCCAAUGAUAAACCGCAGACGCCAAAGGUCGGCAAGAAGAUUAUACUCAGCGCCAAUAGCUCUGGCAUCACCAACAUACGCAUUAACAAUGAGCAGACAAACGACUCUAAUGUCAUCAGUGGCAAUGUCCACUACGAGAAGGUAUUCCUAUCGUCGAGCAUACCUGUCAGAAGCAGCAACAGCAGUCCUACAGCUAUGCGAGAGGAACAACCCAGCAGCAGCCAUGCCCAUGCAAUAGUAAACGUGGAGAACACGCCGACACCCGUUAACGGAAGUCCAGCUUUGCCGCGUCGCGGCAUUGUUAUUCCAUCUCAAACGCCAAACAAUGGACGCACUAUGCCUCAACUAACUCGUGGCUUGACCGAGCUGGUCAUUAGCACACGGCCGAGUCGACGAGAUUUUCACUAUUUAAAGAUGCUAAAUACACCACUCAAAACGAAGACAGUGCAUAAGACGGCCAGCGCCAGCGCCAAUGCCAACAAUAACAUCGAACAGAGUGUACCUCACACGUCUGGUUCGAAUGGUGCAAACUCCGGACAGAGUAGCAACGUUGCCGCUAGCUCCGCAGUGGAGAGCAUUGAGCAGCGCAGGCGCAGCUCAUCCACAUCAGAUGCACAAGCGCCGUUGCAGCGAGGCGCCACAGUAACCGCAUCAACGCAAACGAAUAGUCAACGCGGCGCCAACAACAAUGAGUUUGUGCCGGGUCGCAAUAUAGCAUCGAGUGCCUUUCGAAUACAAUCGCCACCCCAGGUGGUGGCAGCAUCCCAAGCGACCAGCAGCAACAGCGGCAACAAACGAUUGACGCUACGCGAGCAACAAGUGAUGCAAUUGCGUCGCGAGAUUAUGCAUCCUGGUGGCGUACGAUUAAAUUUGCGACGCAAGGAUUGCGUGGGCUCGAUUGCUUGGGUAGAUGCGUUCGGCGGUGUCUGGAUUGCAGGAUGGAAGCAAAAGGAACAUCCAGUUCUAUAUAACGCUUUGCACAUUGGCGAUCAGCUGCUCUCCAUAGCGGGAGUUAGCAUCAGCACAGCCGCAGAGGCUAAUAAAAUUAUACGCAAUACAAACACGCUAUUUGUCGAAAUGCUGCUCCGUCGCAUCCCCUUUGGUCGUGCGUAUGCAAUACGACGAGAUCGGGAGGGUCAAUGCUUAGGACUCAUACGCGAUGGCAAUACCUCAACCAUCGUUGACGUGGUACCCAACAGCUUGGCUGCUCGGCAUGGACUGCCGCCUAAAACGCAGUCAUGUGAUGGUACUUCGUUGACGUUCUGGAUACUCACAGAAAUUAAUGGACGACCGCUAAAUUUGUUUUUCAAGGAUUUAGAAAUACGUGAUCGCCUGAAUUCGGUAGGCAGGGAUAUAUCGAUAUUGGUGCAACCGUCGGAUUUGAUAACCAAAUUGAAAAAGCAGUUGAAAUCGUUGCGCGGCUACAAGGAUUAUCUAGUACAGUAGACGCCUCACUUCAAAAGUGGUUGCUUUUAUUUUAUAUAGACCUAAAAAAUAUAUAUAGACACAUAUAUAUAGCAUAUACAUAUAGCUCCGUAGGGAAACUCAAAACUGUUAUAC
Molecule: messenger RNA, 3431 nt
Organism: Drosophila albomicans
Lineage: Eukaryota; Metazoa; Arthropoda; Insecta; Diptera; Drosophilidae
Product: pneumococcal serine-rich repeat protein
Exons: 7
Coding region: 186-3317 (1043 amino acids)
Cellular component (GO): cytoplasm; plasma membrane
Source: RefSeq, a predicted model, not a curated record